AUGGCCCCACGUAAAAGGAGUGAUAUAUGGAAUCACUUUACUGAAUUAGAAGAUAAUAAAGCCAAAUGUGGGUAUUGCAGUAACAAGUACAGUGUUGCUGGUGGAUCUUUUGGCAAUUUGAGACGCCACUUAAAAACUGUAUAUCCCGCUGUAAUAAUAUCAAAAGCAGUAGUGACUAGUGAUGAAAGUCAUGUAGAUGAUCCUGCAGAUGAUGGUCCACCAGUAGAAACAUUGAUUGUUCCUGGUACUAGCGGUGUUAAACCAAGCCAACCUACUCAAAAACAAAGUAGCAUUAUGCAUUUUAUGCAAAAUAAGAAACCUAUGGUAGACAGUAGAUCAAAACAAAUUGAUGAGCAGGUUACAAAAAUGAUUGUUAAAGGAUACUAUGCGUUUUCUAUAGUGGACGAUAAGGAAUUUCGAAAAUUCGUAAAAAUGUUGAACCCUGGAUACGAGCUUCCUUGUCACCAGACAGUAUCUAAAAAUCUAGUUCCAAAAUUAUACAAUUCCACAUUAGAAAAUUUAAAAAAAAAAGUUGAAACUGCAAGGGCAGUUUCAUUAACAACAGAUGGAUGGACUUGUAUAAAUAAUAGGAGCUAUAUUGCAGUCACAGCUCAUUUUAUUGAUGGUGACGGUACAUUGUGUUCCGUUUGUCUUGGUUGCGAAUAUUUUGACCAACGGCACACGUCAGAUAAUUUAGCUGCCUUUUUAAAAAAAAUAGCAACUGAAUGGAAAUUGAAUAAUAAAGUUGUAGCCAUUGUUACCGAAAAUGCUUCAAAUAUUACUAAAGCUGUAGGUCAAUUACAUUAUCGACAUAUAGGAUGUUUUGCCCAUUCCAUUAAUCUUGUUGUUCAACACUCUCUUGAGAAUAUUUCGGUUAUAGUAUCUAAAGUAAAAAAAAUUGUUGAAUUUUUUAAACGUAGUAGUAAUGCAUUAGUAAAACUUAAUUCAACUCAAUCUCAAAUGGGUCUACCUAAGUUGAAAUUAAAACAAGACUGUGUGACCAGAUGGAAUUCGACAUUUGAUAUGUUGAAGAGAAUUGUUUCCAUCAAAGAUGCUGUAAUUUCAACUUUAGCUGUGUUACAAACCGAAAUUGCAGUUUUAACUCCAGCUGAAUGGGAUAUAGUUGAAAAGGCCAUUGAUGUACUGCAAAUUUUUAAUGAAGUCACCAUCGAAGUCAGUUCGGAAAAAACAGUGUCUGUGUCAAAGGUAAUAGUUUUAGUUAGUUCUAUGUUCCAGACUAUAGAAACUUAUGUUCAUGAUAUAUCUUUGCCGUAUGAAGUAAACCAAUUGGCCAUUUCUCUGAAAAAUCAAUUGAGGAAAAGGUUUAGUGACAGUGAGGAAAAUUAA
Macrosiphum euphorbiae (potato aphid) is the source of this 1347-nucleotide messenger RNA. The record is from the annotation of a GenBank genome assembly. Lineage: Eukaryota; Metazoa; Arthropoda; Insecta; Hemiptera; Aphididae.